This is a messenger RNA of Eucalyptus grandis, 1691 nucleotides long. RefSeq names its product leucine-rich repeat extensin-like protein 3. The record is from RefSeq and is a predicted model, not a curated record. Gene Ontology annotation, biological process: plant-type secondary cell wall biogenesis. The transcript has a single exon. Lineage: Eukaryota; Viridiplantae; Streptophyta; Magnoliopsida; Myrtales; Myrtaceae. Bases 42 to 1373 code for a protein of 443 amino acids.
GUAAAAGAGCAUUUUCUUUUGUCACUCUGUACCGUCGCAAAAUGAGCUAUCCAUACUACUCUCCUCCGCCACCACCUCCGUCUUACGACUUUGCCUCUCCGCCACCGCCGCCGCCGCCAACUCCAGCAUGUGAUUUUGGCAUUCCACCUCCUCCGCCUAGCCCCCAUAAUGUUCACCCACCAAAACCAUCGCCGGCGUCAUGGUCGUCACCUCCACCGCCACACUCUCCCCACCAUUCCCACCCAAAACCACCUCCACCGCACUACCACCCGGUACCGCCCCCGCCGUCACAGAAUCAUCAUGUCUAUAAGAGCCCUCCCCCUCCUCAAUACCACAACCAUCCAACGUCCCCCCCACCACCAUGCAAUGAUCACCGCCCUAUUCACCCAACCCCACCACCAUCGCCUCCCAAAAACCACCAUGAGCCACCGCCAUCCAGUCCAUCACCGCCACCAUCUUAUCCUGGAUCACCACCAACUCCCUUGCCCUAUCCAAGUGCACCAUCACCAAUGCAAAGUUACACUCCUCCAGCACCUUCCUCUCCAUAUAAGCCACCACCACAUGAAAUUCCGCCACCGCACUCAAGCAUAUCUCCAUCUCCCACGCCAUCCUAUCCACCUCCGCGCCCCAGCUCCGCACCGCCGCCUAAUCUCACGUCGCCCCCAACCCCAACUCCGACCGCCAAUAGUCCGACUUCACCACCAUCUCAUUCUACUCAACCUCCAGUACCAACACUGAGCCCUGGCCCACAACCGCCGCUGUCGCCACCGGCCUCCUCUCCCACAUCUCCAAUUGGCCAACCACCGACUAAGCCGGCAAGUGCACCGGCCCCCACUAAGAGUUCAAGCCCACCACCAAAAGCAUCACCACCCUACAACAAGCCACCCCCAUCCUAUCUCGCACCUUCUCCAAAUAAUGUGUACACACCGCCCAUCUAUGGCGCGCCACCGCCACGCAGAUCACUAUCCCCAUCAUCCCCAGCCCUUCCUCCACCACCUCCUUCCUCUGGAGGAGGAAACCACACCACCGUGAUCGUAGUGUGCGCGUCGCUCGGCGGCGUCUUCAUUCUGGCGUUCCUCGCAUUGGGGCUCUUCUGUUUGGCCAAGAAGAAGAGGAAGCCGGCGAUGGUCCCUGCAGCUGCUUGCGUGGAUGUGGAGGAGCACGAAGUAGUCCACGAGGUCAUAACAACCGGGCCAUGCGGCGAACAGUCAGCAACGGUCGAUAUAGAAGAGGACAUGGAGAUUCGUGUGGCCGGUGGUGCCGUAACCGGUCCUGGCGUUGGUGUUGCUGCUGCUGGGGCUCAAUCUUCUUGUGAACCUCAGCCGACCGGCGGCUCUGGCCAUUACGGUUCGGGACGUAACAGCAACUGCUGAGUCUGCGAAACUCGGUCUGGCCAUGAACUAUGCCAAGCGUCGAGAUUUUCUUGUGGUCGCGAGCUUGUGAUUUGCUUUUGUGGGGGAAGAGAUCGUAUCUGUCACGUGUGUUUUGAUUCUUUACGGUUGGGGAUUGGACUUGGAUUGAAUUGUGUUUUCGUUUUGACGUGAGAUAGCCAUGCACAGAAAAUUUGAUGUGACUUAAGCAUGGGCAAUUGUGCUCUUUUUGCUAAAUUUGUUUUCCACUGGAUUUGUGCUAAUUCAUUGUGCAUUUUCUUUGGAUUUACGACAAUGAUUAAAACCCAUUUAGGAUGUUUA